Molecule: messenger RNA, 2164 nt
Organism: Zerene cesonia (dogface butterfly)
Lineage: Eukaryota; Metazoa; Arthropoda; Insecta; Lepidoptera; Pieridae
Gene: Poxm
Product: paired box protein Pax-1
Exons: 5
Coding region: 19-741 (240 amino acids)
Biological process (GO): regulation of transcription by RNA polymerase II; anatomical structure development
Molecular function (GO): RNA polymerase II cis-regulatory region sequence-specific DNA binding; DNA-binding transcription factor activity, RNA polymerase II-specific
Source: RefSeq, a predicted model, not a curated record
GCCGCGCGGGACGGACGCAUGGUGCGCGAGUGGUGUGUGUGUGACAUGAUGCUGGGCGGCAUGGACGGCAAGGAGUACGGCGCGCUGCACGCCGCAGCCGCAGCCGCUGGAUACGCUAUGGAAACUGAUCCAAAUGCAAACGCAAUGGGAAGCCCGAUGUCGGGCGGGGGGGGCCAGCAGUACGGCGAGGUGAAUCAGCUAGGGGGAGUGUUCGUGAACGGCCGGCCGCUGCCCAACGCCGUGCGCCUGCGCAUCGUUGAGCUGGCUCAGCUGGGGAUCAGGCCCUGCGACAUCAGCCGGCAGCUGCGGGUGUCCCAUGGCUGCGUCUCCAAGAUCCUGGCGCGCUACCACGAGACAGGAUCCAUUCUUCCCGGCGCCAUUGGUGGCUCCAAACCUAGAGUCACUACACCUAAGGUGGUGUCCUACAUAAAGCAGCUAAAGGCGAAAGACCCGGGCAUAUUCGCGUGGGAGAUCCGCGACCGGCUGCUGGCGGACGGCAUCUGCGACAAGUACAACGUGCCGUCCGUGUCCAGCAUCAGUCGAAUCCUGCGCAACAAGCUGGGCGGCGCGCUGUACCCCGUGCCGCCGCUGUACCCCGUGCCGCCGCAGCGCUGCUGGCCGCUGCACCAGCCAUACGAUUACUAUGUGUAUUUACAGGGGCGGCAGCACGCGAGCGCGCCGCACCUGCCGCACCCGCACCAGGGCGCGCCGCCGCACCACGCGCACGCGCACGCGCUCUGACCCUCGCUGCAGCCGCCGCGCCCGCCCGCCACACAGCCUGUACCGGCACUGCCAGCAGACAGUACGCUACAAACCCCAACGCUCACAGCUCUAACAUCGAUUUCAACAUCGACGUCAAAUAUGACAGCUGCAACGUCGAAUCUGACAGCUGCAACGUCAAAUGUGACGGCCAUUACGUCAAACAUGAGGGUGACGCCGAGUAUGCCAGCAAUGAACGUGCCGGCGUCAUUUUCGACAUUGAGUGUUCCUCACGCUAUGUACAGUGGGUUUAAUUAUAAUAGAGAGGCAAUGAGCUGACAUCAGCUGCUUGUUGUAACAGAAAUAUUACUUUUAUUUAUUUUCGAUUUGUUUGAAUAUGUAUCGAUGUUAGUUCAAAUAUUUAAAAGGAUAAAUUAACGACAUUCACUCUUAAAAAAAUUCAGCUUAUUUAUUUUAAAAAUGUUUUAGUACAUGUUUGUCUGGCUCGUCGCUUCGAUCGACUAACAAACGUUUUGAAUGUUCUUAUCUUUGCCAUGUCUGCCAAAUAACUCUAUAACACCUAUGUCUAAUUUUGGCUUUGAUAAAGUCCUUAUCGAAUCCAAAAUUAGAGUUACGUGAUUAUAAACUUUUGUAAAAUCACCAUAUCAUAGAUUAUUGGGGAAAUAAAUAAUAAUCAAGUGAAUGUACGGGCGGGUUAUCGUGGGACGGUGAUACUAAUUAAUCGAUUGUACAUUUUGAUAAAAGUAUUAAGGGCUUGUACAUAUCUUCUGGUGUGUAAGAUUAUUGUUAUAACGCGUGUAUUGUUACGGAAGCAUCAGGUGAUAGCUCUCAUUUGAGUCUUUAUAUUUUUGUUGUCCAGUCGAGAUCUCUUAACUAGAUUAUAAUAUACAGACUGAGGUUUCUUUUAAUUUGAAUUAUCAAACUAUUUAGCACAGUUUACGCUUUAUUUUAGAUAAAAAAUAUAUGUAUCUGCUGUAUGUACUGUGGUUCAGGAAUUUCAAAAAUUUUUUUUUUUUGCGAUCAUAAAAUUUUUGUUAAAUAAAACUUUUUUUAGACGAACUGAUGAUGUAUACUGUGUGAUAUACGAUUACAUUCUAAAACUGUAGUGAUAACAAUGGUUUAUCUUUAAUUAUAUCUUGAAAUUAUUUCUAUAUACUAGACUAGAAUAUUCUGAGCUAUUGCCUGUCAUUUUCGCGGCAACCUGGGUGCAAUUUUGUAUAUAAUAGUCUAAGUUGUUAAUAAAAGCGAUUAUGGGUACUUAAACUUAGAUUCUUGGCAUAUAUCUUAAUUAUGUAGUGUAAGAUAAUAAUAUUAUAACUUAUUCCCUUAAAUAAAAGAUUAGUUUUGGAAUGGUAGCAUUGCCUAAAAAUUUAUGGAUUUGACUAAAGAAGGAUAAAAAUCUUUGUAUUUGUACUUAUUUAUGUGAAAGUCUUAUCAUUUAAAG